Ustilago hordei is the source of this 1380-nucleotide messenger RNA. RefSeq lists its product as uncharacterized. The transcript has a single exon. Gene Ontology annotation, molecular function: GTPase activity. Gene Ontology annotation, cellular component: cytoplasm. NCBI's taxonomy places the organism in Eukaryota, Fungi, Basidiomycota, Ustilaginomycetes, Ustilaginales, Ustilaginaceae. The record is from RefSeq and is a predicted model, not a curated record. Bases 1 to 1380 code for a protein of 459 amino acids.
AUGCCAUUCGCACAGCUGGUCAUUGGGCCUCCAGGUUCUGGCAAGACGACUUACUGCAAUGGACAACACCAAUUCCUAUCUCUCCUCUCAAGGCCAUGCAGCGUCAUCAAUCUCGAUCCAGCAAAUGACCGACUCCCGUAUCCAUGUGCUGUCGAUAUCAACAAGCUCAUCUCAGUCCGCGAUGUGAUGGUCGAACUCUCGCUUGGUCCGAAUGCGGCCAUGUUGUACUGCAUUGAGUAUCUGGAAAAGAACGUCGAUUGGCUCAUCCAGGAGCUCAAAAGAGUGAUGGAGGAGCAACGCCAAGGCAAGACUGGUCAGAUCGCAUGUCACGGUGAUCAAGAAACACCCGUUGGCCCAGUCAGUGCUGGCUUCGAGUAUCUGAUCUUCGACUUACCCGGUCAGGUCGAGCUGUCGACCAACCAUCCGGCACUCAAACGGAUCCUGGAGACGCUCAACAAGCAACUUGGAUUGCGCUUCGUUGCUGUCCAUCUCACCGAUGCCACGCACAUUACCGAUGCUUCCCGCUACGUGUCCAUCCUCAUCCUCGCCCUAAGAGCCAUGCUAACGCUUGAGCUGCCCCACGUCAACGUUCUGUCCAAAGUUGACCUCCUCGGCCAGUCAUACAUAUCUCGCUCCAAGCGCUCUCUGGACCAGUGUGACCCGAACAGUGAUGACGAAGACAUGCAGAGCAAUGAUGAUUCGGAUGAGGACAUGGAUGGUGGAGCUGGAGAGGGCGGACGAGCGGCCAUGGGACUUCGAUCUGAGCUGGCAUUUAACCUCGACUUUUACACACAGGUCCAAGAUCUUUCUUACCUGCGAGACCUCCUCUCACAUCCAUCGGGUCCAGACUCCUCACGGCGUAACGAAAAGUUUGGCAAAUUGAACGAAGCCAUCUGUGAGCUCGUCGAGGACUUCGGACUUGUCUCAUUCGAGACGCUUGCGGUUGAGGAUCGCCGCUCUAUGUUCCGUCUGCUACAAGUGCUGGACAAGGCGGUCGGAUACAUCUACGUCUCACCCACCAGCAAUGUCCUCGGCUUUGGCGAGGAAGAAAAUGAAGGCGCAUACGAGCCAGGAAGAGCCUCGGCAACAGCUUCAGCAGCGCUCAGAGCGCAAGCACGCGCAGGAGGACUGGGUGCAGAUCCCCAUUCUCUGUUCAGCGUUGCUGAUCGGGGUGACCCGUUGGGCUGGGGCGAUGCACUCGAGGUGCAAGAGCGUUACAUUGAUCAUCGGCAUCUCUACGAAGAGGCUGAAAUGGAGGAGAGAAAGCAGAUCCACGAGAAGGAGUGGGAGAACAAAGUCUGGUCCGAAGUGUGCAAAGUUGCCAAGGAGGAAGAGCGAAAGAAACAAACUCAGAUACAAGCCACCCAGACAACAGAGUAG